GUAAUAGCAUUAAAAUAUAAGAUUUAUAAAUUCCAUUAAACACACUUGGACUUAAGUGCUAUUAACAAUAAGAAGUGCUAAUGGAGGACCAACGUCAUAAUUGGAUAGUAAACACCCGUGUUUUGUAUGACUUUAUAAGUUCUAUUAGACUUCCUCAACAACCUCUCUGUGUAGAGUUUACACAAAUGCUAGAAAAUGAAAAUAACGACAACGGUCUAUCUAAUCAACAAAUAGCGUGUGGUUUACAAAGAGAAACUGAAGAAGAUGUCUCAAUUUACGUAAUAGAUGUAACGGUGCCCUCGGAACCCCUCAAAGAAGAACUUAGACGCUACUGUAAAUGCUCAGAUUAUGAAGGAUUUCCUCUACCGUGCAAUAACAACGAUCCAAUGUACCAGUGUGUAGGUACAAUACGUCUGGAAGGCGAUGUUAAUAGGAUCUUGUCUACAACUAAUGAUCAUGGUUCCAUCAUAAUGGCUGCAAAGACAACGGAAGUCUAUCUCUUUGGUUUGAAGAACCUAUCACAAAAUUCAAACGAUGUUAAACCAAUUGCCAUUCUCAAGGGUCAUACAGCUGAAGGUUACGGAUUGGCGUUCAACCAUUCUGCGAGUCAACUUGCUUCAUCUUCGGAAGAUGGUCUCAUGUUUAUUUACGAUCUAGAGAGUUCAAAGUCAAUUUAUAGUUACAGUCAUGAUAAUGGAGGGUUAAACUGCGUAGAUUAUUCUGAAUUUGACAACAAUAUUUGCCUAAUUGCGACAGAAGAUGGGUAUAUAUUAACCGUUGACCCAAGAGAGAAUGGCCCAGUGUCUAGAACAAAAAGGAAUAAGGGAGCUCAAAAUGCUAUCUCUACAACAUCUUUCAAUUCAAAUAUAUUCGCUUCUGGUGAUGUAGAAGGGGUGGUACAAUUAUGGGAUCAGCGCAACCUGGUGGAACCCGUACAUGAAAUAAAGGCACACCCAGAACCUAUAGUCAGACUGCAUUUCAAUAAAUUGAGUAGUUCUUUGAUAGCCAGUGCCUCCGAAGACUCAACCGUAUGCAUAUUCGAUCUAGACUCAGCAGGGAAGGAUAUAGAAUAUGAAGAACAGGAUGUGGACGACGAUUCUCCUCCGGAACUUAUUUUCACUCACAACGGACAUCAAGAAAAAAUAUACGACUUUUCCUGGAGUUCAAACGAAGAUACUGAUACAUUUAUCACAUCUGUAGGUGAAGAUUAUGUUCUUCAAAUGUGGCAAAUGACUGCUGACGUAAUCGACUAUUCAAGUGAAGAUGAAUAA
Messenger RNA from Theileria equi strain WA, 1271 nucleotides. RefSeq names its product chromatin assembly factor 1, putative. The coding region runs from base 81 to 1271 and encodes 396 amino acids. The record is from RefSeq and is a predicted model, not a curated record. Gene Ontology annotation, cellular component: nucleus. Gene Ontology annotation, biological process: regulation of gene expression. The transcript has 9 exons. NCBI's taxonomy places the organism in Eukaryota, Apicomplexa, Aconoidasida, Piroplasmida, Theileriidae. Gene Ontology annotation, molecular function: histone binding.